This is a messenger RNA of Cydia fagiglandana, 3301 nucleotides long. Its product is annotated as zinc finger protein 431-like. The coding region runs from base 1 to 2676 and encodes 891 amino acids. The transcript has 2 exons. Lineage: Eukaryota; Metazoa; Arthropoda; Insecta; Lepidoptera; Tortricidae. The record is from RefSeq and is a predicted model, not a curated record.
AUGGAGCUGAGAGCGCCCGCUCUCGUCUCCUCUGCUCUGGUGUCGGGUCGGCGCCGCUCGUGCUCGGUCAGGCUGGAGCGCCUGCUGGUGGACGCGGAGCGGCGCACCUGCCGGGUCGGGCGCCGCACAUACAAGCUGCACGCCACCGAGCCCGCACCCACACGCCAUGUCACCACCACCAUCUAUCAAUGUGACCAUUGCGGCAAACGGUUUAGGAACAAGUCGGUUUUGGAGAAACACAUACGCACUCACUUGUCGUUAGGACCGUCGCCUAAUUCCACCCGAGAGAACAUUGCUUUGGAUCGUCAACAAAUGUCACAAAGGAAUAGAAAACCUAAUGGCAAUGCCUUUAAUUGUGAUUACACGUCCAAUAAAAAAUUACGCUCAGGAAAUCACAAGAAGCACACUGGUGAAAAGCCAUUCAAAUGUAAGUUGUGUGACUACAAGUGCAUUUCGAAAUAUAUGUUACAUAAUCAUAUCAUGACUCACACUGGCGAAAAGCCAUUUAAAUGUAGCUACUGCGAUUACCGGAGCCAUGUAAAACGUAAUUUGCAGAGGCACCUUUUAACUCAUACUGAUGAAAAACCUUUUAAUUGUAAGCUCUGUGACUACAAGUGCAUUACAAAAAAUAUGUUACAGUAUCAUCUGUUUAUUCACACUGGUGAAAAGCCAUUCAAAUGUAAGUACUGUGACUACAAGUGCAUUACGAAAAAUACGUUACAGAAUCAUAUGAUGACUCACACUGGUGAAAAGCCAUUUAAAUGUAACUACUGUGACUACAAGUGCAUUACGAAAAAUAUGUUACGGACUCAUGUGAUGACUCACACUGGUGAAAAGCCAUUUAAAUGUAACUACUGUGAUUACAAGUGCAUUUUGAAAUAUAAGUUACAGAAUCAUCUUAUGACUCACACUGGCAAAAUGCCAUUUAAGUGUAACUACUGCGAUUACCGGAGCAAUGUCAAACGUAAUUUGCAGAGGCACCUAUUAACUCAUACUGAUGAAAAACCUUUUAAUUGUAAUUACUGUGACUACAAGUGCAUUACGAAAUAUAUGUUACAGAAUCAUAUCAUGACUCACACUGGUGAAAAGCCAUUUAAAUGUAACUACUGUGACUACAAGUGCAUUACGAAAAAUAUGUUACAGAAUCAUAUCAUGACUCACACUGGUGAAAAGCCAUUUAAAUGUAACUAUUGUUACUACAAGUGCAUUACGAAAAAUAUGUUACAGAAUCAUAUCAUGACUCACACUGGUGAAAAGCCAUUUAAAUGUAACUACUGUUACUACAAGUGCAUCUUGAAAAAAGAGUUAAAGAAUCAUCUGAUGACUCACACUGGCGAAAAACCAUUUAAAUGUAACUACUGCGAUUACCGGAGCUAUUUAAAACGUAAUUUGCAGAUGCAUCUAUUAACUCAUACUGAUGAAAAACCUUUUAAUUGUAAUUACUGUGACUACAAGUGCAAGAAGAAAAGCUUGUUGCGAGCUCACGAGAUUACUCACUCUGAUGAAAAACCAUUUAAAUGUAAAUACUGUGAUUACAAGUGCAAGUAUAAAAGCUUGUUGCGAGCUCACGAGAUAACGCACGCUGAUGAAAAACCAUUUAAAUGUAACGACUGUGAGUUCAAGUGUACGCGGAAAUCAAGCUUCAAUAAGCACCUCAUGAUUCACACUGGAGAGAAGCCUUUUCAGUGUAGGUACUGUGACCACAGGAGCCGUCGUAGAGAAACCCUACGAGCUCAUGAGAUGAUACAUACUGGUGAAAAACCCUAUAAAUGUAAUUACUGUGACUUCAAGUGCAAGAAGAAGAGUAAUUUACGAAACCACGAAAGUAUACACACUGGGGUAAAGCCUUUUCAAUGUAGUAACUGUGACUUCAAGAGCAUAAACAAAUCAGGACUUCGACAUCAUCAAGCAGUACACACCGAUGAAAAGCCUUUCCAGUGUAGUUGUUGCGAAUACAAAUGCAAGCAGAAAAGUCAAUUACAAGCUCACGAGAUGACACACACUGGUGAUAAACCCUAUAAAUGCAAAUUCUGUGACUUCAAGUGCAAGCACAAAGGUAGUUUACGACGCCACGAGAUGAGACACACCGGGGAAAAGCCGUUUGAAUGUAGUAACUGUGACUACAAGUGCAAAACCAAAUCAGAACUACGAAGACAUCAAGCAGUACACACCGAUGAAAAGCCUUUCCAGUGUAGUCAUUGCGAAUACAAAUGCAAACAGAAAAGACACUUACGAAGACACGAGUUGACACACAAAGGUGAACAGCCUCUCCAUUGUAGUUAUUGCGAAUACACAUGCAAGCAGAAAAGUCACUUACAAGCUCACGAGAUGACACACACUGGUGAUAAACCCCAUAAAUGUAAAUACUGUGACUACAAGUGCAAGAAGAAAGGUAAUUUACGAGACCACGAGAUGAGACACACCGGGGAAAAGCCUGUUAAAUGUAGUAACUGUGACUACAAGUGCACAAACAAAUCAGGACUACGACAACAUCAAGCAGUACACACCGAUAAGAAGCCUUUCCAGUGUAGUUAUUGCGAAUACAAAUGCAAACUAAAAAAGCAGUUACGAACUCACGAGGUGACACACACAAGUGAAAAGUAUUUACAGUGCAAUUAUUGCGCAUAUAAGUGCAAGCUAAAACGACACUUAAUUAUUCACCUAAAGAAACACUAAUAAAAAGCUCCGAUACAGCCAUUAUAAGCACUGAAAGUUUAGGAGUAAAAGGAGUUACUCGAAGAACAAAUUAAAUUACUUUCUAUGAAAAUAUUUUAAUGUAUUAUUUGAAGUAAACACACUAUUAAUUUGUUUCGGUUUUUAGUAAAUGGAGUUCUCCAGGUGAGGUCUCCCCUCGCCAGGGCGACGCGGACAUGUAUCUAAAGUAAUAUUUAACUUUAAUUUGUCUUCAUGUUCAACUUUGUUACAAUAAAUUCAGAAGUUGCAGAAAAGGUUGUUUUAAAUUCAUCAAAUUGUUUAUUUUUAAGUCCGCUAGCUGGCGCGGGUGCACGGAGCAGGGUAAAAACAAUGAGCGUUACUAAAGUCUGUAUCUUGAUUAGGUUUUUAAAUAAAAUCUACCCUCAAAUGGCUCCUUAAGCCAGUUGAGGGUACCUUUCGUAGAAGAAAUAUGCUUUCUAUCUGAACGUUUGGCAAUUAUUUUCUAUGUCGUGCUGUGCGUGUAUUUUGAGGUUUGGGUAGAUAAUCUAAAAUAUAAGUGAAUGAACUAAAUACAUAUUAUCAGCUCUAAGAUAACUUGUGUUUAUUAAAAAAUUAACAAUUCCAAGCAUAGGUGAGAAUUGUAUGU